AUGGUCACUACCCCGCUUUCUGAGCAUCACACUAUGAAUCUUGCAAUUUCAGAGAGUAGAAGCUCGCAGUCCAAGACUCUGAGCUCUGUAACAAACUCGGAAACUUGCGACUCGACCCACCACAACAGAUUGCAUGAGUCUGUCAGUAAUCUUAGUAUGCACACUCUCAAUCAAAAACAAAACGAUGUUGGCUGUUUUGUAACUGAUAUGCCCGAGUUUCUGCCUGGAUCAGUUUUGCUGAAAGAAUCAACUACUGAUUCUAAUUCUAUUCAUUCAGCCACUAAUGCAAGAUAUUCUGAAACAGACCCUAACCCCAAAGACCACUCUACUGUAUUACCUAUACAUGUUCUGGCUGAUGAUGAAAAGGUUUCUGAGAGAUUGAACGAUUUCAAUCCAAAAUCUGCUUGCUCUGUUACUCGCAUCAAUAAAUCUUCGAGCAAGCUACUGCACUACGAUGGAUUACGUGGCGUAGCUGCUAUCUGGGUCUUUUUUUUGCACUAUCUGAAUGGACCGACUCCAGCUCUUCACAGUUUCUUGCUGGCAUACCAGCCUUGGUCUGCUAGUGGUCGGGUCUUGACAGCUUCUAUUCUCAGAACUGGAAAUCCUAGACAGCUUGUUUCUGCAAUGAUUCGUCGUCCGUUUCGGCUGUUUGUGCCAAUGAUUAUUAUGGCUACAUUAGAUCAACUCAUAUUCCACUUUAACGGCCCUGUAAAUUAUGGAAAGUUGAUUGCAGACCACUUGUGGUUCAUGUUUGACAGCGCCAGUAUUCCAAACACUGGAACUUGGGUACUAUGGACACUGUCGUACGAGUACAUCAACUCGAAUAUUAUCUUUGCAGUAACUCUAGUUUUACUACAGUUUCAGGAUAAUCCUAAAGCUAGAUAUCUAGUCUUAUGUGGCACAAUUGUUUGGUUCCAAAUUACUACAAAUUGGGGUGCACUGUUUAUAACUGGCCUGUUAAUGUGCGAUCUUGCUCGCCAUGGCUACUUUGAUCGAUACCGAGCAUGGCGCUAUUCUCACGUCAUCAACACUCUUUUGUUCAUCACAUCUGGUAUGUUGUUGUUUCGCAAUCCGCUCUACAAUAUUGCUGAUUCUAUAAGCGCUUCAUUGCGAUCGCAAAUGUAUUCUCAUGGAAAAAAAGGUGUUUCGGAUGAUUACUCUAUCCAAAACCCACAAAUCUUCUUCUUUGCUGCAUCGACCAUGCUUUGUGUCGAAACAAGCACAUACAUUCAAUGGGCUUUAUCGCGCCGUGUUUUUAUAUUUUUGGGCCAAAUCUCAUUUCCUUUAUAUCUGCUUCACCCUCACUUGUUCAAGACAUUAGACAAAGUGAAUGUGAGUAUCCGUUCAGUCGUCACUAAUCCAGUGUUGGAAGCCAUGAUCAUCUUUAUUGUAUGUACAUUCAUUGUAUGCAGUAUAUCAUAUCUUCUCAUUCAUAUUAUCGACACACCAAGCAUCCACAUAGGCAAAUGGGUUGAGCGUGUUGUUUUGGUGGAAGAAUGGUCAUUGCAUGCAAUCAAAGGAUGGUUUGUAAAUAUUCCCGGUCAAGUCCAAUCAAGCAUUACCCAGCGUAUCAAAAAAAUAAGAAAAUGUAUAUCACGAAAAUAA
Batrachochytrium dendrobatidis JAM81 is the source of this 1605-nucleotide messenger RNA. RefSeq lists its product as uncharacterized. The record is from RefSeq and is a predicted model, not a curated record. Gene Ontology annotation, biological process: polysaccharide biosynthetic process. Gene Ontology annotation, cellular component: membrane. Lineage: Eukaryota; Fungi; Chytridiomycota; Chytridiomycetes; Rhizophydiales. Gene Ontology annotation, molecular function: acyltransferase activity, transferring groups other than amino-acyl groups. The transcript is spliced from 2 exons. The coding region runs from base 1 to 1605 and encodes 534 amino acids.